GAAACCUUUUUACUCAGGCACAUAUGUGGCCGUUCCGGGUCCUGAGCCUGGAUGUGAUAGGUCUGGAUUUUAUUGCAGUGCAGUCUCCUUCAGCUCGCCCUUCUACCGGUGACGCCUGCUUUGGCCGUGCGGUGUUAGGAACAUCUCUAACAAAGUCAACUUUUGUUUACCGUUAGCACCAUCCGCUACUGAUACAAUGGCUGUUCCUCCCUGCUAUGCUGACCUGGGCAAAUCUGCCAAGGACAUCUUCAACAAAGGCUAUGGAUUUGGCUUGGUGAAGCUUGAUGUCAAGACAAAGUCAGCCAGUGGAGUGGAAUUCAAAACAACUGGUUCCUCCAACACUGAUACCAGCAAAGUUGCAGGCACUCUGGAAACUAAAUACAAGAGGUCAGAAUACGGCCUGACCUUCACUGAGAAGUGGAACACUGACAACACCUUGGGAACAGAAAUCACUGUUGAAGAUCAGAUUGCCAAAGGACUGAAAUUGACAUUUGACACAACCUUCUCACCAAACACUGGCAAGAAGAGUGGCAAAGUUAAGACUGCCUACAAGCGUGAGUUCGUUAACAUGGGCUGCGAUGUUGACUUUGACUUUGCUGGCCCCACUAUCCACGGAGCUGCUGUUGUCGGUUAUGAGGGGUGGCUUGCAGGUUACCAGAUGAGCUUCGACACCGCCAAAUCCAAGAUGACCCAGAACAACUUUGCCAUUGGCUACAAGACGGGAGACUUCCAGUUGCACACUAAUGUCAAUGAUGGUGCUGAGUUUGGAGGCUCCAUCUACCAGAAGGUGAGCGACACGCUGGAGACUGCAGUCAACCUGGCCUGGACCGCUGGCAGCAAUAGCACUCGCUUUGGUAUUGCAGCCAAAUACCAGCUGGACAAGGAUGCCUCCGUCAGUGCUAAAGUAAACAACAAUAGCCUUGUUGGUGUUGGGUACACCCAAACUCUUAGACCAGGUGUAAAACUCACCCUGUCUGGCCUGAUUGAUGGCAAGAACAUCAACGCUGGUGGCCACAAGCUAGGCCUGGGUUUGGAACUGGAAGCCUAAGGUUUCAACAUACUGCACGGGACUAGGGAAUAUCAGAAGAAUCUGGCCUUAAAUGUAUGUCCACUCAAACCAGCAAGGGGAUAUCUCGGAGAGAUUGGUUCAAAGGCUACAACGACAAACUCUUACUUGUUGAGUACCACUCGAAGUUGGUUCUUUUGUCAUAUGUAUAUUUUACCUUUUGUUGCUUUUUACUUUGUAGUAGCAUCUAUUCAAGAGACAGUUGGUGGCUUAUUUAUAAAUCAUUUAAUUGUUUCUGUCCAGCACUGCCAUAGCAAUGAAAUCCAAUACAGUCCCUUUGCCUGUGACCCACUCUGCGUUGCUUUAUUGUGAUAAUCCCCAGACAGUCAACAUCGGUUUACUGUUUUGUGUGGCGAGUGUUGUCAUACCUUCUUUGAUUUUACAAUCAUGACCAUCUGAUAUUCCUUUGUGAUCUACAGUUUUAAUUUACAAACCUUGUUGAGUACACUAGUCUAUUUCUGCUAUUAUUUAAAUGCUGCAACCUUCCUGUUCAUGCACACAAGGACAAACUACAGCUCUGUAAUGUUUUUGUUUGGCGUCGGCCUUCAGGGUUUGGGAUGUUGUUUAAAGAUGCACAUAACCUUCCCUUAAACUGGGCAGUUAAUGGGUUGAUUAAAGUUGGGUCUGUAAAUUUGAAAAAAAGCUGUACACUUGGCCGACCAAGCAGAAUCAAUUUUAGUUAAUUCUGUACUAACGGACUACUGUGGGAAGGGCACAUAAUUAAUGUUCACAAUAAUGCCAAACUAUCAUUGUCUGGAAGAGGUGUAACUCAAAGUUGCAAUUGUGCAUUCUUGGAAAGUGCUUCUCUGCAAUGGGCAGUGACAAAGCCCACCGGAAGUCUUGGAGGUCCUUAUGUGUAUGGAUACAUUUUCAAUAAAGUCUCUGAACUCCAAAAA
Messenger RNA from Etheostoma spectabile (orangethroat darter), 1962 nucleotides. It is a transcript of the gene vdac2, whose product is annotated as voltage-dependent anion channel 2. The transcript is spliced from 9 exons. Gene Ontology annotation, cellular component: mitochondrial outer membrane. Lineage: Eukaryota; Metazoa; Chordata; Actinopteri; Perciformes; Percidae. Gene Ontology annotation, biological process: monoatomic anion transmembrane transport. Gene Ontology annotation, molecular function: voltage-gated monoatomic anion channel activity. The record is from RefSeq and is a predicted model, not a curated record. The coding region runs from base 197 to 1048 and encodes 283 amino acids.